AUGGGGAUGAGUGGCGCCGAUGUUGCAGCAGAGGCUGCCGACGUCACCACUAGUACGCAGGGCAGAGUUGACAACCUGGAGAGCAAAGUUUCAGGCCUGACGGACGAGGUGCAGCAGCUGACUGGGCUGCUUCGAUCCGCCCUCGGAAAGUUAGAGAAGGAGGGGGAGUCCGGCGGUGCUGGGGUGGGCGCCGUCGUUACGGGCGAUGCGCCCACCCGCGGUACCCAGGAGGGGGCCCCGCAAAACGAGGGAAUCACGCCACCCUCAGACCCGGCGGUUGGGCCGGGUGGCGGACGUGACAGGGGAUCGCUCCCCCAAGGUGAGACAACCGAGACAUAUGGCGGCGGUACCGGUGGUUUUGGCGGAUUCGUCGGAGAAGGAGAUGGUUUUCACCAGAACCUGUAUAGCAAAAUGCGUGUGUCAGUGCACGCGCCGCGUCUCGAAGGCGGCAAGGGAUAUUACUCGUGGAGGAGGGCCUUUAUCCAGGCUGCUAAAACAGUAGACAUGGACGGCCAGUUCGUAGGGGCCACGGAACCCCAGCCGGACGUCGGGGACAUGAACAAACCCAAAGCUACGUUGCUGGCAGAGGGGUACUCCGAGGCGCAGAUCCACCGCAGCCUCCAAGCUUUCCACUUUCUGUCCUCGGCCCUGGUGAGGGAGCCAGACAAGGCCGUCUUCGGGAGAUGUGUGACGCCGAAGCAGGCGUUGGAUGAACUCGACAAGGUGCACAACCCGGAAUCGCAGGUAGCCACACAGGAGUUGCUCAGCAAGUUUCAGAACUUCGCAAUGCCGGCCGACAAAAACCCGACUGAAUCGCUUAUCGCCAUGGAGCAACUCGCAAGUCGUCUGAACGAGAGAGGGGUCAGGGUCGAGGCUUCUUACGUGCUGUCGCUCUUCCUUUCGGCCCUACCGGCCGAGUACGACCAUGCCAAACUGACUCUGCAGUCCGCACCGACUCUGGACCGGGGAGAGGUCAUCAGAGUGGUGGGCUCCCAGCACUCCAGCAUCAAGCAGGGGAAGAGCCAUCGGAACAGCAACCGCAACAAUCACAAGGCGUCUGAGCAGGGAUUACUCCGGCAACGGCAACGGCAACGGCGGUGGAGACGGCAGCCCCACGGCGGCCGUCGUAGGGGCCGGUGCUACCGGUGCAAGAGGCGAGGGCACCAGUCGUUCUCGUGCACUACCCCCAUCGCCGACUUCAUGACCCAGUGCGAGAACUGCGACGGGUAUGGACACGAUAAGAGCAAGUGCCCGUCGGCGAAGGACGAGGAGGAGGCGAAGGGCGAGACGGCGGUCAUGGCGGUUGCGGUGGCGAGCGAUGACGAGGAGCUGGAUGUGGCACGUGAGGCCUUGUAAGAAGAGGCGGGGGAAAGACACAAUAUCCGCGCUGGUCACUACGCGCGCACCAUCCACACACAGCAGCAGUAGGAGAUGGUGAAGAUAGCACCAUUGCAACAGCGUGGAAGGGUGGAGACACAGAAAACCGGCCGCAAGGCCGUGUGCCCCAUGGCCGCGACGGAAGGGGCGUGGGGGGGGCAAUAUUGAGAAGGAUACGGCGAGAUGGCCGUGCGCCCAUAGCCGCGACGGGAGGGGCGUGGGGGGGCAACAUUCAGAGAACACGGCGGUAGGGCCGUGUGCCCACAGCCGCGACGGGAGGGGCGCGGGAGGGCAACAACUAAAUAACACGGCGGUAGGGCCGUGCGCUCGCAGCCGCGACAGGAGGGGCGCGGGAGGGCAACAACCAAAUGACACGGUGGGAGGGCCGUGUGCUCGCAGCUGCGACGGGAGGGGCGCGGGAGGGCGACAAUCAAUGCAGCCCCAUAGCGCGUCGGGAGGGCGUGGGGGGGAGGCAAACAUUAGCCCCAUGGCGCGUCGGACGGAGCGUGAGGGGGAGAGAAAAUCGAAGCAGCCCCGUGGCGCAUCGGAAGGGGCGAGAGCGGGAACCCCGCGGCACGUCGGAAGGCGCGUGGGGGUAGGGUACUUGCAUCGUGGUGCUAAAACGGGAACUCCUUUUGUGGCGAGGCUACAAGCCGGGACGAGCUCUGGGAGGGGGGGACCACGCAUCACAGCGCUGGAUUGUGGCACUUCUUUCUUGACGGUAUUUGGUGUUUGAUGAUAUUCGUAGAGAAGUUGGUAAAUCCUCGUGAGUUGUCAUGACUGUACUUUGGUUGAAGAGCCAGGGAGGGUGUUCCGUGUUUCUCGUAGGCGUUCGCGCCCACAUGUUCAGUAUUUCCUGAUAGUCAUUCGGUUGAGACCCUCAUUGAUUGCGGCUACGUGGUGCCGUUCUCUAGGCUGCGCAAUGUGCAGAAAUAUGGGAUACUGUUGGAACCGCUGAAGGAACGUAGGAGGAAAAAAUGGGACACCAGUGUUGUACUCCACGAGAAUAGAGGAUUGCCGAAAAAAUGCAUGCCGGUUAUGUGUCGCUCAUCAAAUGUUGGAUGAUUGCCUUCCGCCCCGGUGCGCUGUAUUUCAUAAGCGAGGGGGGGCGAUUUCGAUGUUUGUCUGAUGUUUGUUUGAAGAACAAACAGUAGUGCAGCCGCAUUGUAGUUGUUUGAACCAACUCCUCAGGAUAGUCUUGCACUUUUACUGCUUGCCAAGCGUUGGGAUAGGGCGUUUGAUGGAACGGUGAAUAUUGGUGGGGGUUUGACCCGGAGGCCGGGUUUCCCCCUGUUGUUUUGUUUUCGUUGGUCUUUUGUCCGUUUGGUUUUUUGGCCACAUCCGGCGUGUGAAUGCCCACUUAGUGGUUAGUUACUAGCGUAAAGAACCAGGGAG
Ectocarpus sp. CCAP 1310/34 is the source of this 2772-nucleotide messenger RNA. Lineage: Eukaryota; Phaeophyceae; Ectocarpales; Ectocarpaceae. The record is from the annotation of a GenBank genome assembly.